AUGUCGUCCAACAACACCUCGGCCAGUGUCUCCAUCGAUAAGUUCGAUGGGGACAACUACUCAACCUGGUGUCGCUACAUGCGCGGCGUGUUUCUGACGAAGUCAGUCUGGUACGUCGUGAACCGCGAAACGUCUCCAACCUUCACCGACACGCGAGCUUCCGACGAGUACGUCAAGGCGAGCAACAUCGCGUUCGGGUUGAUGUUGCUCCACAUGGACGCCGACUACCACCAUGUGGUCGACAACUGUGAAGAAGCAUGGACAGCGUGGUCGCGGUUGAAGAUGCUCUAUGGUGGGUCGCAGAAGGCGGGACGCAUCUACCUCAAGCGCCAGCUGUUCAGCAUCAAGAUGGCGGAAGGUGCCAACGUCUUGCACCAUUGCAACGAAGUCUUGAACAUCGGCGCCAAGCUCAGCAGCAUCGGUGCCAAGAUGGAAGACGAAGACAUUGCGAUCUGCUUGCUGCUCAGUCUCCCGAAGAGUUUCGAGAACGUGGUUCUGAACUUGGAGAUGAGCAAUGCAGAGCUGCGCACGCAAGAUGUGGUCAAGGUGCUGACUAACGAGCACAUCAAGCGACAAGGCGAGAAGAUGACAACGGCAACGACAACGGUGAAGACUGAAGAUGCGACAAAGGCAUUCAGUACCGAGCGCAAGCCCUACCAAUGCACAUACUGCGGCAAGGUGGGGCACACGGCAGAGCGUUGCUGGACGAAGCAAAAGGAUGAAAGUCGAGGAGCCCAACGCGGCGGCAAUGGUCGUGGACGCGGGGCAAACAAUGUCCAGUGGCGACAUUAUGAUGAAGGCAACAGCUACGAUCGAGUGGCGUUUGCAGUUUCGUUCGAAUGCGGAGUUUCGACGAACAAGAAUGGACCAGGAAUGUGGGCCGUUGACAGCGGGGCAACACAUCACAUCUGCCACGACAAGUUCAAGUUUGCAAGCUUGGUCGAAGGCAAUGAUGGCGAGAUCCUGGUGGCUGAUGGCAACAAGGCGGCCAUCAAAGGUGUGGGGACCAUCGUGGAAAAGGUGAUUCUGCCAAACGGGGAAGAGCGCGAGAUCGAGAUCAAGAACGCGCUCUAUGUGCCCAGCAUGAGCAAAAAUCUGCUCUCGGUGCCGCAGAUUAACAAGCACGGCAACUUCCAAGUGGUGUUUGACGGGGAUACGAUGUACGUCGCUCGCAAGGAUUCCAAUCAAGUGGUGGCAGCUGCGGAUCUUGUAGACGGACUCUACUGGCUUCGCACGACGCAGCGAUCGGCCAAUGCGACAUCACUCAGCAACGCUGUUGAUCUACAUGCGCGAAUGGGCCAUGCUCCAGUCGACGUGCUUCGCAGGAUGGUGACAAGCCACAUGAUCAAGGACGCUCACAUCCCUUCCAAGCCGAAUGGAUCAAGUGUGUGUCGAGGAUGCCAAGAAGGGAAGAUGGUCCAAAAACCAUUCCCGAGCAACAGUGACAAGCGCACCUACAACACCUUCGAGAUGCUCCACUUCGACAUCUGCGGACCCAUGGAAGAAAAAUCUCUGGGUGGCAGCAAGUAUCUGCUGCUGAUCGUGGAUGAAGCCAGCGGAUGCAUGAAGGGUUUUUGUCUGCAUGCCAAGUCAGAGAGCGAAGAGAGCAUCAAGAAGUACAUCACGAUGAUACAGACGCAGUUCAACAAGAAGGUCAAAUUUGUGCGACACGAUGGAGCCCGCGAGUUUGCGACGAACUCGCUUCAAGAUUUCUACGAAGUCGAAGGCAUCGAGCAACAAACCACGGUGCCAUACGCACAUCAAGCCAAUGGAACUGCUGAACGCGCGAUUCGAACUAUCGUCACCAUCGGUCGUAGCAUGCUCCAUCAUGCCAAGUUGGACAAGUGCUUCUGGGCUGAAGCGGCAAUGACGGCCGUCUAUGUGAAGAACCGUUUGCCGUCACCCAAGAUUCCACACAAGACACCGUUCGAGAUUGUCUACAAUUCUAAGCCAAGUGUCGAGCACAUGCGCGUUUUUGGGUGCCAAGCAUACAUCUUGACCCCGAAGGAGAAACGACUCAAGUGGGAUCCCAAGGCCCGGGCUGGAUUGUUUUUGGGCUACGAAGAAGUGUCCAAGGCGUAUCGAGUUUACGACAUCGAAGCGGGGCAGGUGAUGAUAAGUCGCGAUGUCAACUUCGAUGAGUCGGCCUUUGGAAUGUCGAUGCUGAUUUCCGAUGACGAUGUUGAUGGCCUGGACUUCGAAUCGAUCGAUCUUGAUGAUGAAGAACCGCGUCCGAGACACUUCAAACAAACAGGAAAGCGCAAGGCCCAACCCAGUCACGACAAUGACGACGCAAGCAUGCCCCGAGCAGUGCGCCAACGACCCGGAUUGGAAGAGUCAAGUGCGCCGGAUGACCUCUCUUCACGUCGAGCCAACGAAGAUGAAGAAAGGAAGUCGGAGGAACAACAUGACACACCGACUUCCUCCGCGUUUUGGCAUGCGAGUGCAAACGCCGUCGAAGCAGCGGUCGAUUUUUCGGAGCCGUCGACAUUUGAAGAAGCAGUGUCUGGCCCGGACCAAGUACACUGGCGCAAGGCAAUUGAUGCGGAGCUCGAUUCGAUGAAGCUUCGCGGUGUCUUUCGUGCGGCCAAGUUACCCAACGGACAAAGCGCCAUUGGCACAAAGUGGGUCUUCAAGAUCAAGCGCAAGGCGGAUGGGUCGAUCGAGAAAUACAAGGCACGACUUGUGGCCAAGGGUUUUCGCCAAAAGUAUGGCAUCGACUACACGGAGACGUUCUCACCCGUGGUCAAGUAUGUGACGCUGCGAAUGGUCAUCGCCAUUACCAAGCACUUUGGAUGGCCCCUCGACCAGCUCGAUGUGGCGUCAAGAUGGAAGGUGAUUUCGACUGUCUCGAGCUGA
Messenger RNA from Peronospora matthiolae, 2859 nucleotides. The record is from the annotation of a GenBank genome assembly. NCBI's taxonomy places the organism in Eukaryota, Oomycota, Peronosporomycetes, Peronosporales, Peronosporaceae.